UUAAAAAUGGAAGAUAGUAAAAUGCUUGAAAGCUUUGAAAUUAUGAGUGAAAAUGAAAAGUCUAUGGAAAUUACAGAGAAGAAUUCAAGAGAUGACAACAAUCCCUUCACACCAAUUCUAGAUAAGACGCCUGUUGAGUCUGAGUUCUCAGUCCCAGUCUGGAUCGCUGAUAACGUUAAGAGUAGAGAAUGGAAGGAUAGACAAGAAGCUCUUCUAUCAGCUAUAAAGUUAAUCAGGUCAGAACCCUUUGCCAUCUCCCAACUCAAAGCAUCAGGAUUUGAUUUUGUCAAAAUUCUUGAUGAAACCAACAAAAGUGUUGUAAGAAAGUGAUACAAAGUCACAAGUCUCUACAUCAAGCUUGAAGAUGAUCAACAGUAUCUUAAAGAAAUCUACCAUUCUUUGCUUUGGAAGUGUCUUGAGAAUGGAGUCUCCAAUAGAUUCACUUAUCGUUACGCAUUAAGAAUCAUUUGAGAACUUAUCGAAAUGUUCAGCAAUGUUGAUGAAAUCAAUAAGGCUAUCCUCCUGAAACUUAUGGAACCUGAGAAGGCUGUCAAAGCUCAACUUGGGGUUCUUUCACUACUAAACUUCUUAAUUUACAAAUACGGACCAGAAAAAAUCGAUACUCUCCUGUUUGUAGAAGAGAUCGGGAAAUAUUCACUGAACCCAAACGGAAAGAUCAGAAAGGAAGCUCUAAAGUUCCUAGUAAUUGCUGCUAAAUGGAAGAAGAAUAAAGAUAGCAUUAUGACUGUUGCCAUGAAAGUUCUCCAGCCAGCCCAGAUCAAGCUCUUGGAGAAGAUGCUCCAAGCACUGGAGGACACUACUUCCUUGGAUGAAGAAUCAUCCAAAAUUAACGAAUGUCUCGAAGACUCUGAUGAAGAAGAUGCUUGGUAUAAUAAAGAUGGAGUGAAAGUUGAUAGAAAUGCAAUUCUUGCAGCAAAGUUUACUGAUGAAGAAAUGAGCAACCACUAUAACGCAAGAUGGUCAAGAAACGCGUUUUUAAUCUUUGAUUGGGUGAAGAGAGUUUCAUUGCUCGAUGAUAUCAUGUUCGAUUUAAUGUCUGACAAAAUUGUGGAUGACGAGCUUAUCUACAUUUUUGAUUACAUUGAUCAUAUGUUAUGAAGCUAUAAUCUCAAUGUUCUUAUGAGAACCCAAAAACUAAUUCAGACCUUUAUUCUGAAGUCAACCAACCACCCAUCUGAAACCUUCAGUUUCCAAGUUAAGAGAAACUUUAGCCGUAUCAUUGAGACAUUUGUUAAAUCCCUGAAUGUCAGUGUUCCCAAAUACUUGGUUGAAGUGGCCAAAGUAUUCUAUUAUCUUGAGAAAUACAUGUUCACCGAAAGAGAAUACUACAUGAUGCUUCAGUCUUGAUUCGCUUGGUGUAACCAAAAGAAGGGUAUUCAGGUGAUCACUGAGAGUAUUGUGACCUUCAUUGAGAAUUCCUCCCCAGAUAUCAAAAAUGUCUUAGAAGGCACUAAUUUUGCCAGAACAAUUGAGAGUGGAAAUAAGUGUCAUGUCAAGAAAAAUGCUUCUCCAAUCAUACUUUUGACAGUCAAGGAGAAAUACGGCAAACAUGAAGAAUUUGAAAAAUAUAACACUCCAGAUCUUGCUAAAUUGAUUGAUGAGUUAACUCCAGGCCAAAUUAAAAGAUUCGAUAUCUCCAAGAAAAAUAUUAUAAAGAAGGGGAAACUUGUUCUAGAGUCUAUAAAAGAAGAGCAUGAACCGAAAGAUCUUCAGCUGAUGGAAGACGGUUACGAAAGCAUUGAGCAAAUCUCUGAAGAGACUUCCUCAUGUUGCAGUAGCGACUUUGAUUUCAUUGAAAAUGAUGAUAUCCCUGAUGACAUUUUUAUUGAUGUGACAACUCCAGCUGAAUCUGAGAAAAAGGAAAAGGAUAAUUGCGUAAUCUUCUAAUUCUACAUUCAAUCAACUAA
Moneuplotes crassus is the source of this 1928-nucleotide messenger RNA. The record is from the annotation of a GenBank genome assembly. NCBI's taxonomy places the organism in Eukaryota, Ciliophora, Spirotrichea, Euplotida, Euplotidae.